AUGGCAGCGCUCGCCGGGCCCUGGUGGCGCGCGGCGCGGGGCGGCUGCGGUUGGCCGCGGGUCGCGCGCCUCUGCCGGCCCCCGGGCCCCGCCUGCGCCCCGCACCGCCGCGGGCUGCGGCACGGCCCCGGGAGCCUGGGCGCUCGCGGCCGCCUGGGCGCCGGGCUGGCGGCCGCGCUGGCCGGGAUGACGGGGCUGGCGGCCGCCGCCUUCGGGCACGUGCAGCGCGCGGAGAUGGUGCCCCGGAGCUCGGGCACCACGCGGGGCCGCUCGCCGGGCCGGCGCGGCGGCGACGACGACGACGAGGAGCCCGACGAGCUGACGCGUCGCUGCGGCUCCUUCAUGGCCUCGCCCGUGACCGACCUGCGCGAGCUGCGCCGGCGGCCCGAGGACAUGAAGACCAAGAUGGAGCUGAUGAUCCUGGAGACGCAGGCACAGGUGUGCCGGGCCUUGGCGCGGGUGGACGGCGCCGCCAGCUUCUCGGUGGACCGCUGGGAGAGGAAGGAAGGAGGUGGAGGCAUCACCUGUGUGCUGCAGGAUGGCCGUGUUUUUGAAAAGGCCGGAGUGAGCAUUUCUGUUGUCCAUGGGAAUCUUUCUGAGGAAGCAGCAAAACAGAUGAAAGGCAGAGGAAAAGUGCUGAAGAUUAAAGAUGGUAAACUGCCAUUUACUGCUAUGGGCGUGAGCUCUGUAAUCCACCCCACGAAUCCUCAUGCUCCCACGAUGCACUUCAACUACAGAUACUUUGAAGUAGAAGAGGCUGAUGGUAACAAGCACUGGUGGUUUGGUGGCGGAUGUGACCUCACUCCAAUGUACUUGGACCAAGAAGAUGCCGUCCACUUUCACCGCACGCUGAAGGAGGCUUGUGACAAGCAUGGGCCAGAUCUCUACCCUAAAUUUAAAAAAUGGUGCGAUGACUACUUCUUCAUCGCGCACCGCGGGGAGCGGAGGGGCAUCGGGGGCAUAUUUUUCGAUGACCUCAACUCUCCAUCCCCGGAGGAGGUGUUCCGCUUUGUGAAGAGCUGUGCCGAGGCUGUGGUUCCCUCUUACGUUCCCCUUGUGGAAAAGCACUGUGACGAUGCCUUUACCCCCCAGGAGAAGCUGUGGCAGCAACUCAGGAGAGGACGGUAUGUAGAAUUUAAUCUGGUAUAUGAUCGGGGCACAAAGUUUGGCCUCUCCGUUCCAGGAUCCAGGAUCGAAAGCAUCUUGAUGUCUUUACCUCUGACUGCCCGAUGGGAAUACAUGCAUUCGCCCUCAGAGAAUUCCAAAGAAGCGGAGAUCCUGGAAGUCCUGCGCCAUCCUAGGGACUGGGUGCAUUGACGCUGGAAUGUGGUGGGCACAGGGUGUGUCCCCUCUCCAUUGGCAGUCACUGUUGCCACCGUGUGGCUCUCAGUUCUCCGUGCCUUAGUGUUUGGGAUCUUGUCAUUAAUGGGUGGUAAGGUGGCAGUGAUGGGUUGUGAAGUCAAAUGUCACAAUUGUACUAUUGUUUUUUUUUUGAGAUAGGGUCUCACUGUAGUCCAGGCUGACCUGAAUUCACUAUGUAGUCUCAGGCUGGUCUCGAACUAUGGCCAUCCUCUUAGCUCUACCUCCCAAGUGCUGGGAUUAAAGGUGUGCGGCACCACACCCGGUUCUUAGUUAUACUUUUAUUUUCACUUUACAUGAGAAAUUUAUAAAAGUUGACAUUCAGUUUCCAAGUAUGAAGAUAAGAGAAUCCGAGUUCUAAAAUGCACCAAGAAAGUUCUCUCGCCUUGUUUGUGCUUCUUAAAGUCACAGUCACUGCCACAGAAACACGCCAGAGACACAUUUUGUCUUUAUUACUUCAGAGGAGCUGUCCUCCUUGAUAAUUUUAGAAUUCAUCUUGAGGAUAGUUUUGUCAUUCCUGAAGUCUCUAAUUUUAAUCCAGCUUCCUCUACAGACCAGAAUGAUGUAAAAUAUAUUUUCAUAAUGAUAAGGGUUUAGGAAUACCUGAAUGUUUUUAGUCUCUUCAUGUGUUCAAGAUUCCCUGUUGUUUACAACUCUAAAUGACAUUACUGUUAUUUAAAUAAGGGACAUCUAUGUUGUAAGUUUGACUUCUAUGCAACUAUAAUCUAUUAAUGUUGGGAUUCUCUAAACUUUUCCUAGCGAAGCUUAUAUCCCUGGAUUCUGAUACUUACAGGUUGUUUGUCUUUCAGACGUUUCUUUAUGGAUGUCUAAGAACAAUUACGAGACAUGAAUUUAGGAAAUGUUUUUCAUUUGGAAAAUGAAAUAAAAACAUUUUCCUUUUUAGCUAAAAGGAAUGAGUACGGCAUGUAGGUGUUUCAUAGUUUUCUUUUGUUUUGAAAAUAGACUAAUUAAAAUGUUCUGUCUUUCAGAUUAGAGAUUCUGCAACUCUUAUCUCUUAAGAGAAAAACCAUAACAAAACUCUUAAUGUAUGAUUCUUUAUCUGUGUGAUAGCAUGGAUGCAUUGUUUUAUUUGAUUCCUAAUAUAUUGAAGCUUGUAAGAGGCAGAGUCUCACAUAUAUUUAAAUAUUAUCCUGAAAUAUGUUGGAUGUAUGUGAUUUGUGUGUGCUGUGUGGCUCUUUUAGGACUAGAAAAAUGUACACAUUCCUCAACAUGUUCUACAGUAGAUCCAACUAAUAAAAUUUGUUACUAAAUAAUAAUAAGUAUGUAUAUUCUUUAUUUUGUUGGGAUAAUUGAUACAGAAACAAAACAUGCAUUUCUCAUUACUACAACUAUACAUCUGUAUGCUGAAGUAUUUUACCCAAUAAAAAUACUAUACUUAA
Molecule: messenger RNA, 2759 nt
Organism: Jaculus jaculus (lesser Egyptian jerboa)
Lineage: Eukaryota; Metazoa; Chordata; Mammalia; Rodentia; Dipodidae
Gene: Cpox
Product: coproporphyrinogen oxidase
Exons: 7
Coding region: 1-1317 (438 amino acids)
Cellular component (GO): cytoplasm; mitochondrial intermembrane space
Molecular function (GO): coproporphyrinogen oxidase activity
Source: RefSeq, a predicted model, not a curated record